AUGCCUGCCGAAUAUUCUGUCUCUGGAAAAGUCGCCUUAAUCACCGGUGCCCUCGGUGCCAUCGGCACAGCCAUCGCCCAAAAGCUGCUCACCAACGGUGCCAAAGUGGUCUUUGCCGAUAUCCGCGAUGUCAACGAAGGCACUGAGCUUGUUGCAAAAUACAACAACAACGCAUGUUAUGUACACUGCGAUGUACGCAGCUCCGAGGACAUCGCCAACGCGCUUCGCCACGCCGUAGCAACGUUCGGCCGCCUCGACAUCCUAGUAAAUAACGCCGCUGUAUUCACUGUCGAGUCGCUCUACAGGACCGAGACGUUUGCUGCCAUCCAAAUGGGUAUUGACGUGAAUCUGCGCGGACCCAUCGAGUUCUCGCGCCAGUUCGUCCAGUACAUCUGGGAGGAUAAAGCCAACCGCUCUGGUGUGAUCAUCAAUAUGGCAUCCAUGUCUGGAUGCAUGCCAACGCGCGGCAUCGAAGUCUACGCGGCUACCAAAUCUGCACUCUUGAACUUCACUCACGCCUCCAAGUCCCUUGCCCCUGCCGUACGCGUUUCUGCUUUAGCGCCCUAUUAUGUCGACACUCCAGCGGUCAACCAAAGCAAGGGUCUGGCCAAAUCUGGAAUUAUCAAGCACCAACUGGUGGUGUCUACCGAGCAGGUCGCUGAGGCAACUGUCAGGACGAUUCAGGAUAAGAAAAGCGCAGGCAAGGCGUAUGUUUUGAUUGGGAACUGGGCUGUCAGAGCAAAUCUGUUCAUAUACGAGUUUUCUUUUAUCGCUAUCAUGGUCGUGGCGUUCUUUUCGCUUUUCGUCGCCAAGGUCAAGGGUAUUGGCCCGCCACCAGAGUUCGUCCAGAGUCAGGAUGCAUUAACCAGGGACGAAAAGAAGACAAAGUAA
Messenger RNA from Linderina pennispora, 891 nucleotides. RefSeq names its product NAD(P)-binding protein. The transcript has a single exon. The record is from RefSeq and is a predicted model, not a curated record. Gene Ontology annotation, molecular function: oxidoreductase activity, acting on the CH-OH group of donors, NAD or NADP as acceptor. Gene Ontology annotation, cellular component: cytoplasm. The coding region runs from base 1 to 891 and encodes 296 amino acids. NCBI's taxonomy places the organism in Eukaryota, Fungi, Kickxellomycota, Kickxellomycetes, Kickxellales, Kickxellaceae.